This is a messenger RNA of Staurois parvus, 1389 nucleotides long. Lineage: Eukaryota; Metazoa; Chordata; Amphibia; Anura; Ranidae. The record is from the annotation of a GenBank genome assembly.
AUGAGCCACAGCAACAUUCACUCAUCUUCCAGAUCGCUCAUUGAUCUUUGCCAUACUGGUGGUCAUAAAGCUCCUAGUCACAUUUCUUCACUUCAUCAUGGAGGUGUGCACACAGUACACCGUAAAAGCUCCUCCUUUUCUCACCAUGGUGGUCACUACAAAAUUCCUAGUGUGCAUGGAAAAACCACUAGGGUCUCAUUUUCCAGCCAUUCUUCCUCUGGCCAUAAACAUGGAUUAGGAAGUGGACAUGGUGGCCAUGACCAUGGUCAUGGAAGUAACAUAUCAGUCUCUGGAGGACACCAUCACUGGAAGAAUGCUGGUCUGCUAAGCAUCAAUGAGAAGGAGACCAUGCAACAUCUUAAUCAGCGAUUGUCAUCCUAUUUGGAGAAGGUUCAUUCUCUAGAACAAGAAAAUGCCCAGCUUGAGAAAAAGAUAUCUGAGUGGUAUGCCAACAAUGCCCCCAGUACAUUGCCCGACUCCAGCCAUUACUUCAGGACUAUACAAGAACUGCAGAACCAGGUUUUUACAGCCAAUGUGGAGAAUGCCAGAAUUAUCUUGCAAAUCGACAAUGCCCAGCUAGCUGCAGAUGACUUAAAAAGCAAAUAUGAGAUGGAGCUUAGUUUAAGAAACAGUGUUGAAGCAGAUGUUGGUGGCCUUCGAAAAGCCCAUGAAGAGCUCAACAUGCAAAGCCAAGACUUGGAGAUACAAGUCCGUUGCCUCCAAGAGGAAGUUCUCCAAUUAAAGAAAAACCAUGAAGAGGAUGUGAACUCUCUAAGAGCACAACUUGGUGCAAGAGUCAAUGUGGAGGUAGAGGCUGCACCAUCUGUAGAUCUAAACCAAGCCUUAUCUGAAGUCAGACAGCAAUAUGAGAACCUUAUGGAGAGGAACCUAAGAGAAGUUGAGAGCAUUUUCCUUGCAAGGAGUGAAGAGUUGAAUCGUCAAGUAAUUUCUGGCUGUGAGCAACUUCAAUCUGUGCAAACUGAGGUCAUUGAGCUUAAGCGCACUGUGCAGACCCUAGAGAUUGAACUACAGAGCCAGAUGAGCAUGAAAUCAGCUCUGGAGGGCACUUUGGCAGAGAUAGAAGCUACCUUUGGCUCCAAGCUUGCUGAACUGCAGUGCCUGAUCAAUGGUUUGGAGUCUGAUUUGGCACAGAUUCGGUCUGACCUAGAACGUCAAAACCACGAGUAUAAGACUCUCAUGGACGAGAAGACCCAUUUGGAGAUGGAGAUAGCCACCUACAAACGCUUGCUGGAUGGGCAUGACAUUGACCUCCCGCCUGAGCCUUGCCGAGCUCUCCCGACCUGCCAAACCCUAGUCCCUUGCCUCGCGACAGAUACGUCCCUGCCCGCAACCCCAUGCACCCCAAGCCCUAAAAGAGUAUUGCAGUAG